This is a messenger RNA of Sclerotinia trifoliorum, 3336 nucleotides long. The record is from the annotation of a GenBank genome assembly. NCBI's taxonomy places the organism in Eukaryota, Fungi, Ascomycota, Leotiomycetes, Helotiales, Sclerotiniaceae.
CGGGACCCAUUUUUACGGGACGCGAACUCCAGAAUUAGAAAGAAGCUUCGAUGACUGUUCUAGAGCUCGGUGCAGCUUCACAACCUACAGCCCAUGCUCUUCCGUAGGAACCCUUUACUUGACAGAUUACAAUAAGGCCAAAAAAACUAUAUAGGAGUCAGACUCACCCUUAUUCAAGUACAUUGCACCUUUUUUCUAUCUCUUCGUUGGUUGUAUAUCGGCAAUUCAAUGUUCAGACCUCAGUUCGAUAUCGAAAAUCGCCCCAGGACGAAAUAGGGGUGGAAUACAAAAUGUCUUCCAAUGGAAACAAGAAAACCUUCUCUAGCGAUGAAGAGACAACGGAUGAAAAAUUUCAAUGGGAUUCAUCCACUGAAGAUAUAAAUCUUCCUCACUUGGCUCCGUCCACAGCCCUGACAAGACCUGGCGAUGUAAGGUUACCAUUGCCAGUUGCACAAUCAAACAACCAACAAUCUACUCUCUUCUACCUCUCCUUGAUCGAGGCAAGAUGCAAAGCACAAGCAUUGACUACAUUAAACUCUAGUCGUGCACCCCAUGAUCAAUUACCGGAGAACCAUCCAGAUAUCCAACGUUUAGCUCAAAUUCUCUUUAGUGAUAUGGCGAGUGAGCUUCGUAGGUCAGGGGUACUUCCUAGAGCAGAUGAGCUUGCGAGUCGAGAAUUUGUAGCUCUUCGUGAGGGUUAUCUUUCAACGUUCGAUUUAAUUCUCGCGAACAGUGCAUCACAGCGGAUGCAAAACUCGACCUUCAGCCAGAACUCCAUUCUCCCUCUGGCAUCUGGCUCAUCAUUUGGGAUCUCCCACUUUGAUCAGCCGCCAAAUCUAAAUCUUGAGAUGAUUCCCAAGAAUCCAUUCUCAUCAGCUGCGUUAACUUCGAAUCCCUUUCAGUAUAGGUCGAUUUAUAAUAGAGAAUGGGAGCAGAUUAGUCUUCUGGGCAAGGGAGGGUUUGGCGCAGUCUAUAAAGUUAGACACAGAGUUGAUGAUUUAGAGUGCGCUAUCAAGAAGGUGAGCACCAAGCCACUUCCCAAUUAUUGUAACCAAUGGCCCGACUACAUUUCAACAAUGAAGAGCCUUUGGAUGCUUGGAUCGAAUUAUGACGUUCGAGUUAUUUCAAAUACUGAACUUUACUCAAAUGUUUGGAAUUUUUCAGGCAUUGAAAGUUUACAUCUAAUCUUCUAACACUAAAGUGUUGGACACCCUGCCUUGAUUUCAACUCUAUUGGGCACUCCAUAUAUUUUUGAGUGUUCAGCUGUGUUUGAGUGUCUGUUCUGGUGUGAAUAUUAUGUCGCUAACUUCCGUAUUUUGGUAGGUCAUCAUCACACCAGAUCAGCUACGCAAGGUUGAUACAGCAGCACUAUUGUCUGAAGUUAAAGCAUUGGCUGAACACAAGCACCCCAAUAUUGUCAAUUACUAUGGCUGCUGGAUUGAAAUGGGCAAUGAAAUUGUUCCAUCAGUGAGGCGAUUGAUGGAAGCUGAUGAGUCAAGCUAUCUUUCGAUGACUGUGAGGUAAGAUACCUUUUAAAACUGUUGUAAAGCUUUGAGCGCCUGCACAAUCAUGGCUAGUGCUUCUAUUAGUCCAGACGAAAGUCCGGCAACGAGAGGUCUCUUGGUUCUUGAAUUUAAUCGUGACAUUCAAAUCGUUUAGAAUGUUGAGCUGAGCUUAGAAUUUCACAACUUUUCAGAGAUUGAAUAUCAUCAUUCAAUCUUCUAAUGUGGACGCCCUGGCGCAAUCCAAGAAUGAAUCUAUUUAAUAAUAUACUGAUACUAGCUCGAUACACAAGGUCGCCCUCGUGUAUCGAGCUCUAUUAAAAAUCGAGUUUGCCAGGGGCAAAAAAAAAAUUCAAAGAUUGAAUACUAUACUAUCUAUUGGAAACCAUUUGUGAUUUUGGAAUUUUACUAACAAAUAUCCUUAGUGAAGUCGAGAGAUCAGAGGACGAACUUGGACUGCAGGAAGAUCCCACUUUCGGGAUGACCGGCUUGCGUCUAGAUAUGGAGAGAGAAUUAGAGAAAGACAACAGAAGACAGGGCCAAGGAAGAAUUAGCAGUGAUGUCAUCUUUGAUAUUUCAGAGACAAGGACUACGACGGGUAGUAGGAAGUCGACUAAUAUAGUGGAAGCAGAAGAUGGAGAUGAAGUUGAAGUUGAAGAUGACGAGGAUGAUAACAAUGACAAUGCCAUCAAUUCACGAGACAACAGGGCUCGCAUUCUAUACAUUCGGUUUACUGUCUAUCCUCUUACAUUGGAGGAGUAUAUCUCGACUGAUGCACCGCAGCCAGGCCACGAGUUUCCUAUCCGCCACUGCUUUCAUACAAUUCCCACAAUACGGAUUUUAAGUGCCAUUCUCAAUGGAGUUCAAUACCUUCACGCAAAACGCUUGAUUCACAGAGAUCUCAAGCCCGCAAAUAUAUUCCUAUCCGCCAAGAAAGACCUCGAAGCAUUCGUUCCUUCCCACGACCUCAUAGACGUCAGUAGGAGAGCCUGCGCCACCUGCACCGGUUCUGCCGAUCAAAACAAAGCUUACAUCACACCUUGCAUUGGAGAUCUUGGCUUAGCAGUCAAAUUAGCCGAAACUACAGCUACUCCCGCUACUGGCCCUUAUACUAGAGCCCGAGAGCUCAACCCAUCAUCACAGCUUUCUCGCCUCGGAUCAAAACAAGCAGGUACAAAGCUAUAUAUGCCUCCGGGAAAAUCUUCCAUUGUCUGUCCUAAAUUAGACGUCUAUGCCUUGGGUAUUAUAGCUUUUGAGCUAAUCACCCCUUUUACAACUCGUACCGAGCGUCAUAUUGUUCUAAAUAAUAUCAAAUCGGGUAUAUAUCCGACUGAGUUUGAGCAGCACGAGAUGGCGGAGGGAAUUAGGGGGAUGAUAGCCGAGAAGAGAUCUGAUAGAUGGGAUUGUGAGAGGGUUAGGGGGUGGAUUGAGGGUUUUAAGGUUGCUUAGGAGUAAUUGGUGGUAGGAUAAGUAAGGAGAAUAGAGUAAUGAAUUUAGAUUGAUAGUAUACCUAGUUAAGCGUCUCAGGAUUUUAAAGAACUAGAUUUUAUUUGUACGUGUAAUGCAGUUUGCUUUCUUUGUCAAGUUUCAGGCAUGAGGGAGUAGUAAAAAUUGAUAUAAAGUACAACCGCAGAAGCUAUUUCAUUUGUUCGCUCAAUCUUCUAUUUCAGUAGAACUUAUUAAUGAUCAAAACAUUAUCAGAUAUACGAAAUUCGAAAAGUGAUUUAAACUAUUUGCUGUCUAUAUUAUUAGACAUUUUGACUUAAUGCCCUAUUCAUCACCUCAUAACAUCUCGACCAAUAAUUACUUUCUCACUCCAUAGCUGUCCGCUAAU